This is a messenger RNA of Paralichthys olivaceus (Japanese flounder), 1313 nucleotides long. It is a transcript of the gene aptx, whose product is annotated as aprataxin. The record is from RefSeq and is a predicted model, not a curated record. Gene Ontology annotation, cellular component: nucleus. Gene Ontology annotation, biological process: single strand break repair. Gene Ontology annotation, molecular function: single-stranded DNA binding; double-stranded RNA binding; single-strand break-containing DNA binding. Lineage: Eukaryota; Metazoa; Chordata; Actinopteri; Pleuronectiformes; Paralichthyidae.
AAAACAAGCGUGAAGGCGCCGCCAGCGACGGGGUUUUGAACAUCAGGCGGAGGAGAAGAGUUCAGUGUGAUGUUAAAAUGCCGGUUUGUUGGCUCGUUAGUGAAGAGAGGAGUCACAGGCCCAUCCAGCUGCCCCACCUGCAGACUGUGGUCCUGGGUCGAGGUCCACAAACCACCAUUAAAGACAAGAAAUGCUCCCGACAGCAAGCUCGGUGUAAAUCCCACCUCCGUAGACUCUGUAGUGGUGGGUGUAGACAAUGAGGUCAGAAUGAAGCCUGGGCAGCAGCUUCAUAUUGUCAAUCAGCUCUAUCCAUAUACUGUACAUUUCAAGGAGGAUAUCACUGGUAACCCCAGUGGCACCAAAAGACCUCGGGAGUCGGCUUCAGUGGACAGAGAGAGCCAGAGAGAGGCUCCGAAAAUGAAAGCAGCCACAGAGACGAUCUCUGUGUCAGUUAGUCAUGGAGAAGCUACACACACCAGUGAAAGUUUUGGAAAUUGGAGCCAAGGUCUGAAGACGUCGAUGCAAGACCCAAAGAUGCAGGUAUACAAGGAUGAUCAAGUAGUCGUAAUCAAAGACAAAUACCCCAAAGCUCGCUACCACUGGCUGGUCCUCCCAUGGCAGUCCAUCCCCAGUCUGAAGGCGCUGCGUGGCGAGCACUGUGACCUGGUGAAACACAUGCAGCAAGUUGCUGACCGGAUGGUUCAGCAGUGCCCUGAUUCUAGCUCACUGAGUUUCCGCACAGGGUACCAUGCCAUCCCGAGCAUGAGUCAUGUUCAUCUCCAUGUUAUUAGCCAGGACUUUGACUCUCCUUGUUUAAAGAACAAAAAACACUGGAACUCUUUCACUACUGACUAUUUCAUUGAGUCUCAAGAUGUCGUUCGGAUGCUUGAAACCAGUGGAAGGGUCACAGUGAAAGAAGGCAGCAGUGAGUUGUUGAAACUUUCUCUUCGUUGUCACAUGUGUCGCAGAGAGCUUCCCACUAUACCAGCUCUGAAGGAACACCUGAAGUCUCACUUUCCCAGAUAACAAUGUUUCCACAAAAAGGACACAGUCACUCACAUGUUAACGGUUCAAAACUUGAUUUGUACUUGUUAAUCAUGAGUUCUAGUUUUGUAAAACAUUCUUGUUGUAUAUUGUUACUUUGUGACUGUAACACAAUGUACAUUAUCAUGUCUUUAGUUCAGUUUAUCAUUUGUUAAUGAACAUGCAUGUCAUUCAUGCUGGAUGUCAUUAGACAAGUUCUGUUCCUUGUUAACUUUCAAACAUGUAAAUAUGUUAUUAAAUGUUUUGUAAGAACUAUAUCUAAAUAUGUC